This is a messenger RNA of Hyalella azteca, 1179 nucleotides long. Its product is annotated as allene oxide synthase-lipoxygenase protein. Gene Ontology annotation, biological process: lipid oxidation. Lineage: Eukaryota; Metazoa; Arthropoda; Malacostraca; Amphipoda; Hyalellidae. Gene Ontology annotation, molecular function: metal ion binding; oxidoreductase activity, acting on single donors with incorporation of molecular oxygen, incorporation of two atoms of oxygen. The transcript has 8 exons. The record is from RefSeq and is a predicted model, not a curated record. The annotation marks the transcript as partial.
UCACCGCCAUCCCCGACAAACUGGACGUGACCCACGAGACGGUAGCAGAGUUCCUGGAGGGGCUGACGCUGGACGAGGCGCUGGCGCAGAAGAAGAUCUUCAUUUGCGACCUCGCGGUGCUCGAGAACCUGCCCUGCAAGGACGGCAGAAUUCUGGCUGCGCCUGUUGCUCUGUUCUACGUAGACAAGUCCAAGCAUCUUGUGCCCAUCGCUAUUCAGCUCAUGCAGAACAAGGGCCCCAACAAUCCGGUCUACACCCCCGCCGACCCCCCCAACACGUGGCUGCUGGCGAAGAUGUUCUACAACAACGCUGAGGCUCAACAUCAUCAGGGCUUCACCCACCUCGGCCGCACCCACAUCCUCAUGGAGGGGAUGUGUGUGUGCACACAUCGGAACCUCUCCCCCUCACAUCCCCUCUUCAAGCUCCUCGCCCCUCACUUCCUCUUCCUCCUCGCCAUCAACUCUCGCGGGCUGGAGAAGCUGGUGUCCAUCGGGGGCUGGGUGGACUGCUGCAUGACGCAGGGAGUGUCGGGAAUCUUCUCCCUCAUCGCUAAGAGCGUCAGCUCCUGGCGGGCAGACGUCCAGGGCAUCCCCACGGAGGAGAUGAAGGCGAGGGGCGUCCUGGACCGCGAGGUCCUGCCCUUCUACCCCUACAGGGACGACGCAGUGCCGCUGUACGCCGCCAUCGAGAGAUACGUCACCAAGGUCCUCCAACAUCACUACGACUCGCCGUCUAAAGUGCUGGGGGACGUGGAGCUGCAGCAGUGGCGGAAGGAGAUGGUGACGCCCGUAGCAGAGGGCGGGGUGGGCAUCAAGGGCAUCCUCGGGGACAAUAAAGUUGGGUUCAGCGACGUGUCGCAGUUAAUUCAAAUAGCGACGACGAUCAUAGCGACGUGUUCUCUGGGCCACGCGGCCGCUAACUUCCAGCAGUACGACCAAUAUGCCUUCGUCCCCAACUACCCCGGCAUUCUCAUGGCUCCUCCGCCUACACAAAAGAAAGAUUACACAGACAGCGACCUGCUGAGCAUCCUGCCCAACAAGUCCAUGACUCUCGACAUCGUCCUCAUCACGAAGCUCCUGUCCAAGCGCGGCACAAACUCCCUCGGCGACUUCGAGAUGCAGUACAUGUACGACCCAGUCGGCGUGCACGCCGCUAAAGAGUGAGUCAAAACCGUCAAGA